Messenger RNA from Neohortaea acidophila, 909 nucleotides. RefSeq lists its product as uncharacterized. The record is from RefSeq and is a predicted model, not a curated record. Bases 343 to 840 code for a protein of 165 amino acids. Lineage: Eukaryota; Fungi; Ascomycota; Dothideomycetes; Mycosphaerellales; Teratosphaeriaceae. The transcript has 2 exons.
GGCCAAUUGACGGAUUUCAUGACCAAUCUACCUUCAUCAAUAUUGGGGGUUGAUACAUCAAAGGCUGUGCUGCAGCGUUGCUCUUCUUGCUGAUGGCUACCGGCAGAUCUCGACCCUUCGACACCACGAUGUUUUACCUUCUUAGCCAGAUCUCAACCCUCCUCAGUGACUGCAACAAGACGAUUGUCUCUCAAAGUAGAACGGCCACAGGGUGCUCUAUUGUCUUUCAUCUUUGUUUGUCCCAAUGGCUUUGUGCAUUCACUGCCUCUCCUCUUCACUCCUCCCACCCUGACUUCCCUCCAUUGUUGCCGUUUCUUUGUUGCCGAACAGCUUCACGCGACAAUGUUCAUUAUAUAUAUACAUCAUGCGCCUCUACACUCCUCUCCUCUCCAGAAUCUCAAACAAGAAGCCUUCAACAUGGCGAGCAACACCCGAACAGCAGGCAUGAUCGCGGACAACCAGUGGUUCGUCCAAGAGAUCAUCGCCCAACGCAUCGGCGCCAACUUCCUCCUCGAACUACUCGUCGUCUGGGAGGGAUAUACGGUCGAGGAAGCCACAUGGGAGCCUUCCGAGCACAUCCACGGCGACAUCCUCGGUAUGUGGUUCAACAUGAAGAAGGAACUCGUUGAUCUCAAUGACUUGGAGGAGGAGAUGGAAGCUGACGCCGAAACCAUGCAGGCCACCGAGUCGGAGACUCGCGAGGACAGCGAGGCGGAGAGUGAGAGUGAUGAGGAGUCUGUGAGUGAGUUUACGCCAGACACUGACAUGGAGACUUCCGAGUCGGAGCGCGAGUCGGAGUAUGAUUCUGAACAGGACGCCGAUUUUGAGUGGGAUGAUUGAGAGAAGACCGCGAUGGAAGAUGAUCAAGCACAGCAGCAAGUCAGACAGCCUCCCCCGCAUCAUCGAGAG